Penicillium canariense is the source of this 447-nucleotide messenger RNA. Its product is annotated as Clr5 domain-containing protein. The transcript has a single exon. The record is from RefSeq and is a predicted model, not a curated record. Lineage: Eukaryota; Fungi; Ascomycota; Eurotiomycetes; Eurotiales; Aspergillaceae. The coding region runs from base 1 to 447 and encodes 148 amino acids.
AUGCCACGCCAACAAAUCAACCUCGAACCCUACCGGGACGAGAUAAUCACGCUGUUUCAACACGGCAUCAGUAGCGAUGCCAUCAGCCGCACCCUCGAGAGCCGAUAUAGCAUCCAAGUCAAAGAACGGACCAUCCAGUCCCGACUACGCAAGUGGGGUAUCCGCAAACGCAGCCGAACCACGACUGCUGAUGAAGUGCUCCAUGCACGGAUCAAAAUACUCUUCAUGCAAGAUAGGCUGACCGACAAGGCAAUGCUGAAGCUGCUGCACCAAGACGGCUAUGACAUUUCUGAGCGGACGCUCCGCCGGCUACGGUUCCAGCUCGGGCUUCAUGCGAGGGCUUCAUUUGAGCAGGAACGGGAGUCUGGGCCGCUUCGACUUCCACUUCCUCUACCGAUUGCUGUGUCGGUCCCGGUGAUGGCAGCGAAAACUGGCCAGGGGCCUUGA